AUGGGGAAUAUGGGCGUCGAUGCUCUGCCUCAUGCUGUCAACGCACUUCUCUUGACAAGCAUUUACUCAGCUAGCGACUGCUACAUGUUCACCGCUAUACGGAGCCUGUACGCACUUGCUCAAGGUGGUCAUGCGCCGAAGAUCCUCUUAAAGACGAUGAAGAACGGUGUGCCCAUCUACUGUUUCGCAGUCUCGAUCGGAUUCUCAUGCCUGGCAUACCUAAAGCUCAGCUCUAGCACGGUCACGGUGCUGAACAGGUUCAUCAACCUGGCUACCGGUGGACAACUGGUGACAUACAUCGCCUGCUGUGUCAACUAUCUGUUUUUCUACAGGGCACUAAAAGCACAAAAUUACAAUCGCAAGGACCUCCCAUACUGUGGUUGCUUUCAACCAUAUGGUACCUGGAUUGCGCUCAUCUGGCUUGGCCUAAUCGAGAUCUUUUGGGGCUAUGCUGUGUUCUUGCCAGGCAGUUGGGAUGUUGGAACAUUCUUCAGCAAGUACGGCAUGAUUCUGCUUUCGAUUGCAACCUUCAGUGGCUGGAAGUUGUUUAAAAGCACAAGCUUCGUCAAUCCUUACGAGGCGGACUUAAUCUGGGCUCGCCCAGCUGUCGACCUGCAUGAAAGAUUGAUGGCUGAGAUUCCAGUCCAUGGGUUCAGAAGAUCAUUGAUGGAGGUUUUCAGCGCCAGAUUUGGAGAGAAGACUCCUGCUGUGGGUUCAAUGGCUUGA
Molecule: messenger RNA, 726 nt
Organism: Colletotrichum aenigma
Lineage: Eukaryota; Fungi; Ascomycota; Sordariomycetes; Glomerellales; Glomerellaceae
Gene: AGP2-0
Product: General amino acid permease AGP2
Exons: 2
Coding region: 1-726 (241 amino acids)
Biological process (GO): amino acid transmembrane transport
Cellular component (GO): membrane
Molecular function (GO): amino acid transmembrane transporter activity
Source: RefSeq, a predicted model, not a curated record